UGAUAUUUUCAUCAAUUUUUUCUCAUUUCUGCUGCUUGUUAAACAGAAUGGAUUGAGUGCUGCCUUGGUGGUUACGCAUGUCUUGGUCCAAGUUGUGAUGGAGCCGGAGAGACUUCAAAUGAAGAGGCCUUUUGAGUGCUACAGCACAAAUUUCUCAAUAAGAAAAGCACAGAUCGACAUUAUUUGCACGAUAUUACACCUAGUCCUUGACAGCAUCAUCAAUGGCGAUUCUAAGGCAAUAUAUCAGCAAAUGACAGGGUUGACGAAUUUCAGAUUGAGGAUUCCAUUGACUUACACGGUUGAACGACCCAUGAAAUGGAUAAAGAAUAUUGUCAAGGGUAAAUGUUUCUCACAGACCAUUGAACGAAGCGUCAUUUACUUGUUUGCAUUUGGAUUCAUGAUAUGGGCGUACCUUUUGAUCUUUUUAUUGAAAUGGUUUAUCUUGUUGCCAUCCAACUUUGUGCUCCAAUACUUUGAGAAAUCACAGAAUAAUGCAAAAAAAUAACACGACUGCCCAUACUUCAACAUAGAUGAACUGGUUCAAACAAUAUUGGUUAACAACUAAGCAUGAUCAGCUCUAUUUUGUACACUGCGGUGGCUACGGACAGGCACCGUUCCACUAACCACCAUUUUCAGAAUUUGGACGACUUGAAAGCGGAACCUGCUAUUGAUUUGGACAUUAACCAUAGGCAUCAUUUGGGGGGGGGGGG
Messenger RNA from Williopsis jadinii, 710 nucleotides. RefSeq lists its product as uncharacterized. Bases 98 to 505 code for a protein of 135 amino acids. The transcript has a single exon. The record is from RefSeq and is a predicted model, not a curated record. Lineage: Eukaryota; Fungi; Ascomycota; Saccharomycetes; Phaffomycetales; Wickerhamomycetaceae.